AUGUCCUCCGAAGACCACUCCCCCUUGCACCAUUCGGAUAGGCCAAUUCCUAUUCCAAAUAGAAGACCAAGACCUUCAAGAUCAACACUGUUUUCUACACCCAGAAGUCCACUAAAUCCAGCCACCAUUGGUGCAUUUGUGGGCUCAUAUCAACGUGCACAGUCGUUCCGGUCGCUCGAACCCCGCUUCCGGGCUUCAAGAUCAUACUUUAAGGACGAUGAAGAGCUCAUCGACCCACACACCCUUGCACCAUCACAAAUGGGUAAGAAGAUCAGCACAUUGUUUGGCAGCGGCGGCAACAGGGGCUCUCCAUCCGAGAGUUUCAACAACUCGACGUUUGACGAGGCGGCGGUCGACGACGCGUCGUUUUUGGACCAGUCUUACGCCGAUUAUAGCAGUAUUUCAAGGCAGCCAAGCUUAUCCACCCUUGGCUUGCGGAAUAAUGCACAGAUAAGUGCACCCGGUCCAGCUGGGUUGGCCAGGGUGCUUACAACAGACACACAGUCGCUUUUUUUGCGGCAGGUUGAGUCCAGAACGGGCCGAAAAGUCACCAUGAUGGCACCACAGUCUACCGUGUCGCAGACAGUGUUUAAUUCCAUCAAUGUUCUUAUUGGUGUUGGGCUUUUGGCACUUUCCAAGGCCAUGACCCAUUCAGGCUGGAUUGUUGGCUGCAUAUUACUUGUUUAUUCGGCUUGCAUUACAUAUUGGACGGCCGGAUUACUUAGUAAGUGCAUGGAUACAGAUCCCACACUUUGUACGUAUGCUGAUCUUGGAUAUAAGGCGUACGGCCCCAAGGCAAGACUCUUCAUUUCUCUUUUGUUCUCUGUCGAGUUGCUAGGUGUCGGCGUUUCGUUAAUCGUCUUAUUUGCCGACUCCUUAAACGCUCUUUUCCCACAAAUCUCGCUUAUCACCUUCAAAUUGAUCGGCUUUUGCGUUUUAACCCCGCUCUCAUUCUUCUCCCUCAGAGUGCUUUCCAACAUCAGUCUCUUAGGAAUCAUCUCUACCAUCUCUUUGGUCGUUCUUAUUGCAACAAUUGGUCUCUGCAAAACUUCAUCUCCGGGUUCUUUGGUCGAUCCCGCUCCUACAAACUUGUUUCCUCCUUCUCUUUUAGACCUGUGUGUAUCAUACGGAAUUAUUCUUGGCCCAUUUGGCUCACACUCACUUUUUCCUGCACUCAAGGCUGAUCUUGCAACACCUAGGAAGUUUGGAAAGUGCCUCAAGAUUACAUACUCGGUUGGAUUUAUUGCUGACACAUCAAUGGCCUUGGUUGGCUUCCUUAUGUUUGGAUCUAAGAUCAUGAACGAAAUCACCAAAUCCGUUCUUCUUACGAAGGGAUAUCCUAAGAUCGUUUAUGUGAUGACAAGUUGCUUUGUUUCAAUGAUUCCAAUUGCCAAGACACCGAUCAACGCAAUGCCAAUCAUUAACAUUAUUGAAUACAUGUUCAUGCUCACUCCUCAACAACUAGAAGGUUCAUCGGUCAAAUUUUCACAGCAGGUGGUCAAAGUUCUUAUCAAGCUUUUCGUGAAUGCCAUGUUUGUCACUUGUGCCAUUCUUUACCCGGAGUUCGACAAAAUCAUUGGACUUAGUGGUGCCUCACUUUGUACAUUGAUCUGCAUUUUCCUUCCUUGUGGUUUUUACAUCAGGAUUUGCAAGCCGAAGAAUGUCUGGUUUUACCACCUAGUGAUGGUCAUAUCAUUGAUCUUCGGUUCGAUCUCUACUUAUGCCGCCAUUGUUUCGUGA
This is a messenger RNA of Brettanomyces bruxellensis, 1740 nucleotides long. RefSeq lists its product as uncharacterized. The record is from RefSeq and is a predicted model, not a curated record. Gene Ontology annotation, molecular function: amino acid transmembrane transporter activity. Gene Ontology annotation, cellular component: vacuolar membrane. The transcript has a single exon. Lineage: Eukaryota; Fungi; Ascomycota; Pichiomycetes; Pichiales; Pichiaceae. The coding region runs from base 1 to 1740 and encodes 579 amino acids. Gene Ontology annotation, biological process: amino acid transmembrane transport.